Messenger RNA from Gossypium raimondii (Peruvian cotton), 2909 nucleotides. Its product is annotated as protein KINESIN LIGHT CHAIN-RELATED 3. Lineage: Eukaryota; Viridiplantae; Streptophyta; Magnoliopsida; Malvales; Malvaceae. The transcript is spliced from 3 exons. Gene Ontology annotation, molecular function: protein binding. The coding region runs from base 418 to 2631 and encodes 737 amino acids. The record is from RefSeq and is a predicted model, not a curated record.
AUGUGAGUCCCAAAUUGAUAAAGGGCAUUAUCGCCCAACUGAAAACUACAGGCCAGCGUAAACUUGCCUACUGUUCUUAUACGGAUACGGUUCCGACUCAGAUUACCUUUCCCCCUUUUCUUUCUGCCAUUCAAACCCCUGCAUAUGCAAAACCUCCCUCAGUUUAAUUUUUAUAUUAAAUUUACAGCUUCAUUUUCUCAUUUUUGCCCUUUGAUUUUCCGCUUCUGCUUCUUUUCCCAGGCUCUGGCUUUAUUUAUACCAAGCCUAAAGGUAGACUUUUUAUCUUCGUAUGUAAAAAUCUUUUCCCUCCUCUCACAAUACCCAGUAUAUGUAAAACCCAGAGAAGAUAUCACCUUGUUUGUCGGUUUAUACUUGGCUGUAAUGUGGAGACAAGUUUAGGAUUUUUCGUAGAAAACGAUGCCCGGUCUUAUUAUGGAUGAUAAUAAAGAAGAAGCAGAUAUGAAUGAAGUGAAUGGGACUUCAUCACAUAUUAAGGAAAAUGUGGUUUUGAAUAAGUCCCCUAAGAGCGCAAGACCGCAAAGCCUUCGUGGUGCAGAAUCUGCUAGUCACCUCAAUAAUGGGAUGAAUCAGGCUGACACCUCCAUUGAGCAGCUUUACGAGGAUGUGUGUGAUAUGCAGAGUUCUGAUCAGUCACCCUCAAGGCAGAGCUUUGGAUCAUAUGGUGAAGAGUCUAGGAUUGAUUCGGAAUUGUGCCAUCUUGUUGGAGGAGAGAUGAGAGAAGUUGAAAUAAUGCAAGAAGAUAUAGAUAAACCAGAAGAUGAUAGUAAUAGUAAUUCCUCUUCUAAGAAGGGAGGCUCGUCUAGUGGUAAGAAGUCAGGGUUGUUGGAGAAGAGCCAAUCUGCAAGUGCAAAAUCCAUUUCUCCAGAUCAUGUCAAGAAAUCGUCUCAAUCACAAACGGUCUCUGAAGUAUCAACAAAACUCAGUCUUAAGGGAAAAAGUCCACCUGAGAAACCUCCCAUUAACAAGCGGAACAAUAAGAUUCUGAAGAAAUCAAACACAGGAAUUGUAUCCAUGAAGAAAGAGAAAGGGUCGAAGUUACAAAAUGGAACUGAGGAUGCUUCCGAGUCAUGGUUAGGUAAUCCUGAUCUUGGACCAUUUUUACUCAAGCAAGCUAGAGAUUUGGUUUCUGCAGGAGACAAUCCCCAGAAAGCUCUUGAAUUGGCACUUCGAGCGGCAAAAUCAUAUGAACUUUGCGCCAAUGAGAUACCCAACUUAGAACUGGUCGUGUGUUUGCAUGUUACUGCAGCAAUUUAUUGCAGCUUAGGCCAGUACAAUGAGGCAAUUCCUCUUCUUGAACAAUCAAUUGAGAUUCCACUGAUUGAGGAAAGCCAGGAGCAUGCCCUCGCUAAAUUUGCUGGUCAUAUGCAGUUGGGUGACACUUAUGCAAUGUUAGGAGAGCUUGAGAACUCAAUAACUUGUUACUCCACUGGCCUUGAAGUCCAGAAACAUGUUCUUGGAGAAACAGAUCCCAGAGUUGGUGAGAUCUGCAGGUAUUUGGCUGAAGCUCAUGUGCAGGCAUUGCAAUUUGAUGAAGCUCAGAGGCUAUGUCAAAUGGCUCUUGACAUUCACAGAGAAAAUGGUUCAUCAGCUGUUCUUGAAGAGGCAGCGGAUCGGAGGCUCAUGGGUCUCAUAUGUGAAACAAGGGGAGACCAUGAGGCAGCUUUGGAACAUCUUGUUUUAGCCAGUAUGUCCAUGGUGGCAAAUGGCCAGGAGGCAGAAGUGGCUUCUAUUGAUUGCAGCAUUGGAGAUGCAUACCUAUCUUUGUCUAGGUAUGAUGAGGCUGUUUUUGCCUAUCAGAAAGCGCUCACAGCUUUUAAGACAACCAAAGGAGAGAAUCAUCCAGCAAUUGGAUCAGUUUUUGUCCGGUUGGCUGACUUGUAUAACAGGACAGGGAAAUUAAGGGAAUCAAAAUCAUACUGUGAGAAUGCUCUCCGAAUCUACGAAAAACCCACGCUUGGGAUUCCUCCAGAAGAAAUUGCAAGUGGCCUCACAGAUGUUUCUGCAAUCUAUGAAUCAAUGAAUGACCUUGAUCAGGCAAUCAAGUUGCUACAGAAGGCCUUAAAAAUAUACAAUGAUUGCCCUGGUCAGCAAAGUACAAUUGCUGGAAUUGAAGCACAGAUAGGAGUAAUGUAUUACAUGCUGGGGAACUAUUCAGAAUCUUACAACUCCUUCGAAGGUGCCAUUUCAAAGCUACGUGCAUGUGGACAGAGGAAAUCUGCCUUCUUUGGCGUUGCUCUCAAUCAGAUGGGGCUAGCUUGUGUCCAAUGCUACGCUAUACAUGAGGCUGUCCAGUUGUUCGAAGAAGCCAAGAGCAUAUUGGAGCAAGAGUGCGGACCAUACCACCUUGAUACACUUGGUGUUUAUAGUAAUCUUGCAGGCACUUAUGAUGCAAGUGGCAGGUUGGAUGAUGCCAUUGAAAUAUUGGAGCAUGUUGUUCAAAUGAGAGAGGAAAAACUUGGGACUGCUACUCCUGAGGUUUAUGAUGAGAAGAAAAGGUUAUCUGAAUUACUAAAAGAAGCUGGAAGAGUUCGGAGCAGGAAAGCCAGAUCAUUAGAAACCCUUCUCGAUGCCAACCCUCAUAGUUUAAAUGGUGAAGGAAUUAAGGUGUGAUAAGGAAGAAUUUAUGUAUUUAUGAUUGAAGAUAGUGUAUUAUAGGACCCAUUAAAAUGACAGAAUGGAAGAAAAGAAAAUAAAAAAAAUAGAAUUUUUUAUUGGCUUGGGAAGAAUAUAAAGGGCGGUUGGGACUUGGGAGGGAUGAAAUAAUUAUCUGGAGAUUUUGCUGUACUACUUGUUGUAAUCCUAUAUUGAUUGAAGGUUGCUUUUAAUUAUAUUCUAAUAAUUUGUGAUGUUAUUUCUAUAAUAAAAUCUCUUUAUGCUUAGUGUGAUCA